Nothobranchius furzeri (turquoise killifish) is the source of this 7918-nucleotide messenger RNA. It is a transcript of the gene alpk1, whose product is annotated as alpha-kinase 1. The record is from RefSeq and is a predicted model, not a curated record. Gene Ontology annotation, cellular component: cilium. NCBI's taxonomy places the organism in Eukaryota, Metazoa, Chordata, Actinopteri, Cyprinodontiformes, Nothobranchiidae. Gene Ontology annotation, biological process: protein phosphorylation; innate immune response; cytoplasmic pattern recognition receptor signaling pathway. Gene Ontology annotation, molecular function: protein serine/threonine kinase activity; monosaccharide binding; ATP binding.
CUAGAAUUCCAAAUGACGCCGGCCAGCCCUUCCAGAAAGACUCCGAGAACCCGGAAGUGUCGGGUUUUCACUCCUGCAGUGUUCUUGUUGAGAAAACAAAUCUGAAAAGGACUCGGACGUUCCUGGCACCAACUUAGAUUCAGCCCACCAGAAUGGAGGUGGAGGAUUUACUCCAGGAAUGUCUCAAAGCAGCAGAAGCAUCUCGGCUCAACCCGGUGGUGUCUGCAGCCAUGAGGAUGGACUACAGCAGUUCCAGAGACUUGCUAUGCGCAGAGCUGGCCUUUCUGCUGCAGGAGGCCGUGGAGAUGAAGUGGCCUUUUGUGCCAGAGAAGUGGCAGUAUAAGAAGUCGGUCAGCUUCAAUGACAAGACCAACCUCAGUGAUCUCAUCAGCAAACAUCUGACCCAACUACUGGUUCUUCUGAAGACAUCCAUCAUGGCUCAGGAGGGACCCUCAGCAAUGGCGGUGGUCUUCUUAGUGGACCGCUUCAUCUACUGGAGAGAUGAAUCUAGCCAGCUGCUGAAGAUCGCCAAGCUGCUCCACCAUCAGCACCCUGACACUCCCAUAGCCCCUCAGCUGGUCAUCCGGCAGGCUCGGGUCUAUGUUAACUCUGGAAGACUUCAGAAGGCAGAAUACAUCCUGAGCAGUUUGAUCAACAACAGUGGAACAACAGGUUGUUGGGUCUACCACACAGACAGCGACAGGGUUCUCAUACAAGCUGUUAGCGUUCAAGUUCGUGGCGUAAUUUUGCAAAAGCUGGGCCUAUGGCUUCAGGCAGCAGAGCUAAUCUGGGCGUCCCUGGUUGGCUUUUACUCACUUCCUCAGCCUGAUAAAAAGGGAAUUGGAACCUCUCUGGGCUUGCUAGCUAACAUAAUGGUGUCGAUGAAUGAUGGAGACUUCCAUACUUUUAGGACAAAUCCAGUUAUUGACAUGAAAUCUUUACUGGGAAACACAAGUCAUCGUCUACUUUCAGCCGCUCAUGCAGCUAAGAUGGCCGUGGUGUGUGGCCAGUACACUCCUCUGUAUGUGCUGACCAACGCGACCUCUCAGGGAACCUGCUUGCUGUCGUACUGUUUCUCACUGGAGUGCCCUCCGUCUCAAAGGUCAUCACUCCUCAAGCAGGCCCGAGAGGCGUUUGCAACUGGCCUUCUCACCAAAGCUGAGGGCGAUGUGGUCACAAGCCAGCAGGAACUCCACACAUUCCUUAAGGCAGCCUAUUCCAUCACCGUUACCCACAAAUGGCUCGGCGCCCCUGUGGAGGUCGUGGCCACGGCAAGCCGAGCUUGUCAGAAAGCUUUAACCCAUUUUUACGAUUACUGCCAUGCCGGUCCUCCAGAAAAAGAACUCCUCUGUACUAAAAUCAUGCGUUUGGUUGGCCAAGUCAAGCGUCUGCUGUGUGUGGAUCCAUUCCCUGAAUCAGAUAAGGGGUCUUUUAUCCCUGAUAGCUACAGGAAUGUCAAAGACUCCUCUGUGGAUUUCACACUGGAAGUUUUCUCUAAGUUGAUGCAGAGAUUUAAAAAGCAUCACGAGUCUCUGUGUAGGGCCACAGCCCGAGGUUGUAAGCAGACCGAAGAUGAGACAAAUGGGGCAGAGCUGUGUUUGACAGCACUGGGGACAACCCUCGAGACGCUCCAUACAGAAAGUGAAGCUGAAGUCGACGAGCCACAACAACGAAGCUCAGAUUCAUCCUAUGAGCAUACGCCUCCAGGGUGGGAUUUGUGUCCCACCCUGGAGAGCUCUGACCCUCUCAGCUCCUCAUGGCAGAGGCUCUCCGUGAGUAGCUCAGGUUCUCCCCGGUCCGGAAGUUGUAGCUCUGGACAUGGAAUAAAGAUGUGUAAUCAGCGCUGUGUCACCACUGACUGUGAUGACGGCAGGUCAGAAAGUGUGCUAGGUCCCAACGAUAAAAAGCAAACAGAGCAGCGUCACGACUCCGGCGUAGGUUCAAACGUUGGUCCGUGUCAUGCAACAUCCUCUAGCUCCUCAUCCGGUGAUUUUGAAAAGUUUGAAAUGGUGCAAGCAGAAACCGAGAUACUGGACACCGAAGAGGAAUGGCAAGCUGGUGUUGGUGUGAUGCAGAAACCAUCAGGAGCUGAAGGAGCUGUGCAUUCCCUGUCCCAGAUAGCUCUCCAAACAUCUUCCAGUUCCCUCGCCGGCAGUUUCAGCUCUCAGUCGUUAUUGGGGAAAAUCGCAGCAGACGGGAACGCUCCCAUGUGUACUAAAUCUUUGCCAAGCCAUCAGAACAAACCGGGAUGGGGCAGAAUCAGCGAGUCUUUAGAUUCAGAUGGGAGCUUCUUCAUCAUGGAAACAGAUGAUUCUGAGGACAGCCCUUCGGACCUCAAUUGCACAAAGAACCAACGGAGAGUCGGGGCCUUGUCUGAGCCGCAGCACCAGAAGGAACAUAACAUUUGUCCAAAUUUUGAGAUUGAACCUAUUAAACCAGCAGCUGACAACUCUUCAGCCCGGUCCAACCCAGAGCUGCGUGCAGUCACAGAAACCCGAACAGAUGACUCAUUCGAGGUGCUGGAGCUGAGUCCAGAUGGACACCAACUCACAGCUGUGACUUCUGCUGAAACUUCUGCCAGACCUCAGAGGAAGAGCCCUCUGUGCUACACCUGUCUGAACCCCAGCAGAUCAGCUCCUGUCCCUCCUGAUGAACAGUUCCUUCUGUCCCAGCGUGAUUACCGAGCUCUGCUGGCUGGAGUCUGUCACCAGUGUCUGCUGAAGAGGUUACACAGCGACGAGGCUAAAGUUAAGCUCAACAGAGAGAAAACUGCCCACAAUGCUCUUCAUUUAAAAUUCUCCAAAGCCACAGACCUGUGGACAGCCAAGGAGACGUGUGUGUACAUUGGGAAGUCCAUGAAUAUGAAGGGCUCACAGAGAGAAGCGAUAUGGGUCAAUUUUCUCCACCAGGAGGAGCGGUUAAGUAGUUAUGUGGGCAAGGACUACCUGAAGCCAAGAGGGAUCCAGGUCUACUUGAUGGAUGUGGAGAGACAGAUGACGGCGCAGCACUACGUGACUGAAUUCAAUAAGAGCCUCUACGAGAAGGACGUCAUGGCUCAGAUAUUCUUCAUUCCCUCUGAAGCACUUCUGAUUUUGAACGGAGAUGAGAUUGUGGGAUGCCUGACUGUGGAGCCGUACAUGCUUGGGAACUUUGUGAAACUGACCAACAACACCAGAAAGAAGGAUAAGACUUUCCAGGCUACAGAGUAUGGUCUCGCCUUCGGACAUUUCACCUACUUGUUUUCUGGCGGACAGGAAGUUGUUGUGGAUUUGCAAGGAUGGGUGACAGCCAACGGUAAAGGACUGACCUACCUCACCGAUCCACAGAUCCACUCCACCAGGAUACCCAAAGGUCCGGCCAACUUUGCUGCCUCAGGACUCAGAUUGUUCCUAGAAGAACAGCAUGGGCCAGAGUGCAAUGACAUUUGCCAGUUGCUAAGUCUGCCUCCAGUGGCCUAACACACACACACACACACAAUUUAUACACUGCCUGCCCCCCCAAAAAAUGGCCACCUGGAUUUAACUAAGUUAAUAGGUACUAGCCCCCUAUUGGAUAAUUACUGCAUCUUUCAGCUGGCAACAAGUUAUUUUACCCCAACUGGUGCAAUUAGUUUCUUCUCACUUGUUAAACAACCACGUGGAAAGACCCAUCUGGUGAUCUGUUUAAGAAGGGUCCAGAUGUACCCUGUUCCACAGUGAAGGGUGCAUCAGGGUACAAAAGAGGCAGAUGGAAGUGAUGCACCCAUCAUGCCUAGUGCCUACUGUACAAGCCUGUGGAGGCAGUGCUAUAAUCUGGGGUUGCUGCAGUUGGUCAGGUCUAGGUUCUGCAACAGGAUGCGCUCCAAGAAUGAGGUCAACUGACUACCUGAAUGAACUGAAUGACCUGGUUAUUCCAUCAAUGGAUGUUUUCUUCCCUGAUCUUUAUCGUCAAGGCUCCUGCGAAGAGUCAGGUGUCAUCCCGCACCGGUGCGUUGAGCCUACCAGGUGUACCAGUUGUUUCCAGUGCUGGCGGUUUUGUGCCAGCUGCUCUGCAUUCACUACGGCAACUCUGAAUUGUUGGAGGUUGCCAGCAACGACAUCGAGCCGUCAGGUGCUGGGUUUACCUUGUCUCCAUCCUGCGGCCCUCGGGUCAAACUGCAGAGUGGCUCUGGUCGGUUGGUCAAAACAAAGAUGGAGGACAUGGCCGAGCCUGCAGGUGUAGCGUUGCCAUGCCAGGCGAGAUGCUCUGGGCUGGCGCGUGCGUUCUCUUAGCACUUGGUUGGAGAUCCACUGGGGCCAUCUUCCCUGAUGGCACGGACAUAGUCCAAGAUAACAAUGCCAGGAUUCAUUGGGCUCAAAUUGUGAAAGAGUGGUUCAGGGAGCAUAAGACAUCAUUUCCGUACAUCGAUUGGCCACCACAGAGCCCAGACCUUAACCCCAUUGAGAAUCUUUGUCAUCAAUGCAAGAUCUCGGUAAAAACUUAAUGCAACGUUAGAUGUAAAUAAAUCUUGUUACAUUGCAGAAGCAUAUCAAAACAAUGCCACAGCGAACAUGUGCUGUACCGUAGCCUUACCGUACCAUAGCUUAUUUAUAUAGCACGUUUAAAACGCAGCAUGGGAGCUGCCCAAAGUGUAGUCAAAGCUACAUGCAGACUUUUUUUGGCCAGGCAGUUUGUUUAAAAACUAAAACUAAGGCCCUGUCCACACGUAGCCGGGGAUCUGCCAAAACGUAGAUACUUUUCUACGUUUUGGCCUGUCAUCCACACGAAAACGGAGUUUUUUCACACGAAAACGGAUCUUUUUAAAAACUCCGGCCAAAGUGAAGAUCUGCGUUUUCUCCGUUUUGGGUGUCUGCGUGUGGACAGACAAAACCGGAGCUUUAAGGUCCGCAACGUCACCUUCCGCGACAAAUAAAUGCUGACAUCACGUGUGCGACCUGUGUUUACACUAGCCGACAGCAUGGAUGCCCUCAGAGCUGCGCUCGCUUUAUCAAUGGUCCAAGCGCUUUUUGCUUGUUUGUUUUUGCAAGCAGAAUUACUGCUGCUUGCGGAAGACCACAGACGAAGGACGAGGUUAAGAACGGGGGAAGUACUGCCCCCUACAGGUCUGGCAUGUCCUUAACAACGUAUUUAUCCGGGUACGUGUGGACAGAGUUUUUUUUUAAAACGAGGUGGUGUGGAUGCAAGUUUUUGGAGGGGCGGAUAUUCGUUUUUUAAAAAACCCGGCUACGUGUGGACUAGGCCUAAGAGAGAAGAUUUACUUAGAAGAAACAGAAACCAUUUGUAUACAAGUUUAUUGGUGUCUCUAAUUUUGGAGUACAUGUCCAACACUAACAAGGAUCUGUGUGACUUUGGUGAAAGUUUCUGUACCCAGUAACAGAAAUCUAAAAGCAUCCGUACCAUCUCCAUGUGUGGAGUUUUUUUUUUUCAGACUUCAGUCACAAAAACGAGUGUCUGACUUUAAUAAAACUACUCUUUGAUUUUAUUUAUUUAUUUUUUUCAUUUUAAGCUUUUCAGUUCAUGCUUGGCUCUUGGUUAGGUGACUGGAUUCCUGUCAAACACAAACAUAAGACAAUGAACCCUAACCCUAUAACAGUUCAGACUUCGCUCAUUUGUAAACGUUAAAGGCGUAUAUUGUGAAAUGUUGCAUAGUUAGCUGACGUGGCUGUGCUACACAGCAUCUGUUUAACAUCUCAACUCUCAGUGCAGAAGUGUUUGAGAUUUCAGAGUAACGGAUCAUCUCAUACGAAACAGCAAAAUCAAGAAAUAAAACAGUCACAUUUGCCAAGAUUUGGAAUGUUUUAUUUGUUGGAAAAUCUUUUGUAAAGAGACACUGUAGUGUAGCUGCUGUCUUCCAUUACUGGGUAGAUGGUUUGGUAAAUGUUGUUGUUGCUUCUAGACUAUAACCCUGUUCAAAUAGCUUUACUAUUUAUGAAACAAGACACAUUUAAAGUUCAGUUGUAUACGUCGAUGUCAAAGCCAGUGUAACGCUUUGUAAGUGGUUACUUUUAAUAAAUUGUCAAUGGAAUAUAAAGGUGUUCAACCCUAAAACAUGGAUUAUCAAUAUCAUUGAGCCUUUAAUAUUCCAGUGAGGAUGAAACUAGGUAAUUUGGGGAACGCCAGGGAAACAACGCUUCAAACAAUAAUAUAGUUUAUUAAAAUCUGUAUUACUAUAUUAAUGAUGAUGAAAGGCAAACGGUUAUAAAUGGUGACUCAAAGUGAUAUUAAAUGAGACAAUGAAUGAACUGAUGAAACAUGACCUGGUGUGUUUAAGAGCAUCACUAAGUGACUCAGAACGAUGUGAUGUCUGGGUUUAUAAAAUAAAUUUGGCUGUUUGGUGGAUGUAGUUUAACAAGUUAUCAAACUAAUAUCAACCACUCUGACACCUUUGAAUGGCCUUCACACCAGGAUGGUGGAAGUUCUUGGAGAUCCGAUCUGCAAGCAAAGCCGUCUCUGCAGAGCGAGUGAGUGGACUUCUGAUGUGUCUGAAGCUCGUAGGGCCCCCUCAGAAUACGCACGACUGCUCAAAAGGUACUUCCCAGGUGGCUUCUGGCAGACGGUUUCACGUCUGAUGAGUUGGUGGUGGAUUGAACAAAUAAUGAUUGAUUUUUAAAAGGAUGGUUCUUUAAGCUGCCACUGAAAAAUAUGGUUGAUGACCCAUAGGAUGGUCAUUGGUAUGAGCUGUGAGCGUUUGCUGAACUCGCAGCUCUGGUGAAACUGGAGAAAAUAGGAAGUGAGUUCACUUCUGUUUGUUUGUAUAUAAACUGAGGCAAACCAGAUCUGAAAAGUUUGUAUUGGGAGCCUAAGUCUCCUCCCUUUCCGGUCAGCUCAUGGGGCCCCAGAAGAACGAAAAACCGAAUGCGAAUCAGUGGGACUAAAAACAUUAUUUUCUAAUCCGCUUUGCCUUACGCCCUGGAUCGCAAAUGUGUUGUACUGCAUUUUAAAUGAAAAGUAACAAUGGGUGUUUCGACCACGCCUGUCACGUACUUUAAGAUUUAUCAGCUUGUAAAAGUUCGUAAUUAGCAUGACUACACACCAGAAAUCGGCACGUUGCAUAUGUGAUGUCACCACAUAAUCUCCUCUCUCCUAGCGUAGCUGCUACUUAACACAUGACCACAUUUAUGGUGGUUCUAUCCUCCUGUGGGAAGUUAGCUGAACUUACAACCAUUUUCCCUCCGUUUUCUCCGUGUCUGGUUCGAUGAUGUCACUUUCAUGAAGCACAUUUGUAGUUCUGGACUUCUUUUCACACAAAACCUGAAUAGCAUUACUCCCUGUUCAAAAAUAACCGUGUUCUUGGUAUCAAAAUGUGUCUUUAAAAUUGACGGACAUCAUAUGUGAAAUCCAUGGAACAAAACAAGCAGAAUUAGAAAAUGGCGUUUUUAGCCCCGUUGACUUGCAUUCGUUUUUUUGUUCUUCGGGGGACCCGUGGGCCGGAAGUAGAUGGGCGUCACUUAGGCUCCCUAUAGGCGUUUACCAAGACCCUCAGACGUUACACAUUCCUCAGGCACUCAAAAAAAAAGCUGAUUUCACUUAACCCUUUGAUGCAUAAUGGUCACUACAAUGGACAGGUACUCAAAAUUGUUAUUAUUUGUUUUUGCUAUUAAGCACAGUUGUUGAAGACUUUAUUGCAUUUGAGCCCCUCCAUUUGGACUUCAGUAAGCCAAGCCAACAUAUUUCAUGUUCAGAAUGCACGCUGCCCACUGAGGUGGACAUGUAAUGAAUUAUUUGUAAAUUAUAAAAUUUUACAAAAAAUAUUUGUUGAAAUUUGUUUCAUUCACACCUAAAGACGAAUGAAAAAAAUGGUUUAAAAAUCAUGGUUGAAGAUUUCAUAAUUCAUGCAUCAGAGGGUUAAUGUUAAAUUAAUCUGUCAAACAUUUAUUUGCUAAUAUACUGAUAUUAUUAUGUGAAUGUAACUGAUAAUAAAUCAUUAUUAAACCAUCAA